This is a messenger RNA of Pleuronectes platessa (European plaice), 4084 nucleotides long. Its product is annotated as NACHT, LRR and PYD domains-containing protein 12-like. Gene Ontology annotation, molecular function: protein binding. The transcript is spliced from 9 exons. The coding region runs from base 535 to 3285 and encodes 916 amino acids. The record is from RefSeq and is a predicted model, not a curated record. NCBI's taxonomy places the organism in Eukaryota, Metazoa, Chordata, Actinopteri, Pleuronectiformes, Pleuronectidae.
UGUGAACACAACACAAACACACACACAUACACACACACACACACACACACACACACACACACACAGACACAGUCACACCCAGAGUCAAGUGUAUUCAUUUAAUUUUCAAGAGUGAACUGGUUCAACAGGUCAGACUCCAUUUUUACCUUGACGAGCAGAAGGAAGGAAAGUGAGCAGUACCUGCAGAGAGGGGGAGGAGCCUCCAGUGAAAGUGUUCAGACUGGUUCUCACUUCAAGGAGCAGACGGAGGAGACGUGAAGUCUGAGGCUGGUGAGUGUUCAGCUACAUUUGUAUUAUUCAUUCAUAUUAUUUCACUGUCACUGACUCUGGGUCAGUUUUCUACUCGUGGACUUUAGAGAGAAGAAGAUUCAGGAUGAACUUCUGUCAGUCAAUCAACAGUUUGACUCGACGCUGUGAUUGGCUGAGUCCAACACAUUAAACCUUCAACUGUCUCAGGUUAAAGAAACACUGAGUUUACUACCUGGCUUCAUUGUGUGUGUUUGAGCUCACAGUGUUUUUCCUCUCAGACUGAAGAUGAGUGUUUAUGAGGAGGAAGAGGACAGAGCAGAGUCUCCAGGGUUCAGAUGUCUGUCUCUGAAGAGUGACUGGUCCAUGGAUCAUCCUCUAAACUUCAGUAAUGAACCUGGACCCUCAACCACAAAAGGUCAGGACCACAGACUGAGAGCAGAGUCUCCAGGGUCCAGCUGUCUGUCUCUGAAGAGUGACUGGUCCAAAGAUGAGCCUCUAAACUUCAGUAAAGAACCUGGACCUUCACACACAGAGGAGAGGAAGAGGAGUCAUGUUUCUGAGGAGGAGCAGUCGUCCUGCUGUGCUUCGUGUCAGGACGUCCUGAAGGAUCCAGUCUCCACCAGCUGUGGACACUGGUUCUGCAGACAGUGCAUCACCUCAUACUGGGACCAGUCUGGUUCUUCAGGAAACUCCUCCUGUCCCCAGUGUGGACAAAGAUCCAGAACAGGAGCUGGAGCAGAUCGUGGUCUGCAGGAGGUUUCAGAUGAACAUAAGCUCAGUGUGAGGAGGAGAUGUGAACAUGUGACUGAAGGAAGUGAUGAAACAGGAAGUAGAACCCUCCUCAACAGGAUCUAUACUGAGCUCCACAUCACAGAGGGACAGAGUGAAGAGGUUAAUACUCAACAUGAGGUGAGGCAGCUUGAGACGGCUUCCAAGAUGAAGAUCCUCCAGGACACUCCCAUCAAGGUCCACGACAUCUUUAAAGCCUCCACUGACCAGCAGAGCAGCAUCAGAGUCGUCCUGACCAACGGCGUCGCUGGCGUUGGAAAAACCUUCUCGGUGCAGAAGUUCACUCUGGACUGGGCAGAGGGUUCAGAGAACCAGGAUGUGGGUCUGCUGGCUGUGCUUUCGUUCAGGGAGCUGAACCUGGUGAAGGACCAGCAGCACAGUCUUCUCACGCUGCUCCAUGUUUUCCAUCCAGCGUUACAGAAGCUCACUGCAGAGACGCUCGCUGUCUGUAAACCUUUGUUCAUCUUUGACGGCCUGGAUGAAAGCAGACCUUCUCUGGACUUCAACCACAGGGAGCUUGUGUCUGAGGUCACACAGAGGUCAUCAGUCAACCUGCUGCUGACAAACCUCAUCCGGGGGAAUCUGCUUCCCUCGGCUCUCGUCUGGAUAACCUCCAGACCUGCGGCGGCCAAUCAGAUCCCUCCUGCAUGUGUUGACAGGGUCACAGAAGUACGAGGCUUCACUGAGGCCCAGAAGGAGGAGUACUUCAGGAGGAGGUUCAGUGAUGAAGAGCUGUGCAGCAGAAUCAUCUCACACAUCAAGACGUCCAGGAGCCUCCACAUCAUGUGUCAAAUCCCAGUCUUCUGCUGGAUCAGUGCUACAGUUCUGGAGCACAUGUUGACCACAGACCAGAGAGGAGAGCUGCCCAAGACCCUGACUGACCUGUACUCACACUUCCUGCUGGUUCAGACAAAGAGGAAGAACAACAAGUACGGUAAGAAGAGGACUGACAGAGAUGUUCUCCUGAAGCUGGGGAGGCUGGCACUUAAACAUCUGGAGGAAGGAAACAUCAUGUUCUACCAAGAAGACCUGGAGCGGUGUGGUCUUAAUGUCACAGAGGCCUCGGUCUACUCAGGAGUUUGUACUGAGAUCUUCAGAAGAGAGUGUGUGAUCUUCCAGAAAUCAGUCUACUGCUUUGUUCAUCUGAGCGUUCAGGAGUUUCUGGCUGCAGUCUACAUGUUCCACUGUUACACCGAGAGGAACACAGAAGAACUCAACAACUUCUUGGGAACAAAUGGGAACACAGACAGUACCUUCUCCCUGGAUGACCUCCUGAAGAGAACCAUGGAGAAAUCCCUCACUAGUACAAAUGGUCAUCUGGACCUGUUUGUUCGCUUCCUUCACGGCCUCAGUCUGGAGUCCAACCAGAGAGUCUUAAGAGACCUGCUGGGUCAGACAGAGAUCAUCCAGAGAGUCAUCAACAACCUGAAUGAGAUGAAGAGUGAUGACAUUUCUCCUGACAGAAGCAUCAACAUCUUCCACUGUCUGACUGAGAUGAACGACCACUCAGUUCAUCAGCAGAUGAAACAGUUCCUGACGUCAGAGAACAGAUCAGAGGAGAAACUCUCUGAGAUCCACUGCUCAGCUCUGGCCUACAUGCUGCAGAUGUCAGAGGAGGUUCUGGAUGAGUUGGACCUGAAGAAGUUCAACACAUCAGACCAGGGUCGAUGGAGACUGAUCCCAGCUGUGAGGAACUGCAGGAAGGCUCAACUCCAUUGGUGUGAACUCUCAGAGACUCACUGUGAAGUCGUGGCCUCAGCUCUGAAGUCAGACCCCUCACAUCUGAGAGAACUGGAUCUGAGCUUCAACAACCUGCAGGAUUCAGGAGUGAAGCUGCUGUGUUCUGGACUGGAGAGUCCAAACUGUCGACUGGAGACUCUAUGGUUGAAGAGGUGCAGUCUGACAGAGAUCAGCUGUUCUUCUCUGGCUUCAGCUCUGAGGUCAAACCCCUCUCAUCUGAGAGAACUGGAUCUGAGUGGAAACAUCCUGAAGGACUCAGGAGUGAAGGAGCUGUGUGGUUUUCUACAGAGUCCAACCUGUCGACUGGAGACUCUGAGGUUGAGGAGGUGCAGUCUGUCAGAGAUCAGCUGUUCUUCUCUGGCUUCAGCUCUGAGGUCAAACCCCUCUCAUGUGAGAGAACUGAAUCUGAGGAACAACAACCUGAAGGUCUCAGGAGUGAAGGAGCUGCUUGAUCUACAGCAGAGUCCAACCUGUCGACUGGAGACUCUGAGGUGGAGGGGGAGGUGAUCUUUGUGGAGCUGAGUGUGAAGAGGACAGUGUGUGUGGACGGAGGCUGAGCUGUGUCCUGAGGAUCCAGAGGCUGAAGCAGCAGCAGCUUGUGUGUAGUCUCCAAUCUACACAACCCCUAAUCUGCAUGUGUUUGUGAGAUGAAGCCGGAGCACCUGGAGAAAACACGGGGAGAACAUGCAGACUCCACACAGGAAGACCCAUCUGAACCGGAUUCAAACCAGCAACCUUCCUGCCCCGAUUGUGUUUAUUCACAUGAAGAAUGUGUUUAUUGAAAUGACACAACACAAGCAGAAUAUAUAAACCUUCUAUAAAGACUCACAUCCAGUGUGUUUAAGUUUGUCUUUAUUAUUGUCCACCUUUGUCCCUCAGUGUGUCUCCAUGUGUGUAGAACCACAUUCUGUGUAUUUGUUUGUUUAUGAUCUUAAAGUUCCUGGAUUCACGUCACAAAUGGAUUUAGUUCAACACAAAGUUCAACACAUUGAAAUAACUUUGAGUUUAAAAUCAGAGUUUUGUCUUUGACACAAAAGAUCAAAACUCUGGACUUAAAAAUGGGACGUUUUCAUUUGUGCAUCAGGUGCAGAGCGGUGGUGGCUUUUCUACUUUUGACCCACAGGUGGCGCUGCAGUAUAACAGCAGCACAUCCCAGUCAAAGCCUUUAUAUUCAGUCUAUGAGUCAAACACAUGGAUCAUUUCCUCUGUGACAAACCAGAUGUAACGAGAAGAAAAACAUCUCAGAGAGAAAAGUUCUGUUUCUACUUGUCUCUGCUUUAAUGCUCAAUAAACAUCCUUCCACCGA